UGGUCCCGCGGUGGACGGAGCCCGAGAUGGAGCCGGAGAGUCUGGAAUCGAGGAUCAAUAGAGCAACAAACCCCCUCAACAAGGAGUUGGACUGGGACAGCAUCGACGCCUUCUGUGAGCAGCUCAAUAAGGAGCUAGAAGGGCCUCCACUGGCCACCCGCUUGUUAGCCCACAAGAUCCAGUCUCCACAAGAAUGGGAAGCUACCCAGGCCCUGACGGUUCUGGAAACAUGCAUGAAGAAUUGUGGCAAGCGUUUCCACGAUGAGGUUGGCAAGUUCCGCUUUCUCAAUGAGCUCAUCAAGGUGGUAUCACCAAAGUAUCUGGGCACCCGCACCCCAGACAAGGUAAAGGACAAGAUUCUGGAGCUGCUUUACAGCUGGACGCUGGGGCUGCCUCAGGAGGUGAAGAUUGCUGAGGCCUAUCAGAUGCUGAAAAAGCAAGGGAUUGUGAAGAUUGAUCCCAAGCUUCCAGAUGAUGCUCCCUUCUCUGCACCCCCCACACGGCCCAAGAAUGGGAUCUUUGAAGAUGAAGAGAAGUCCAAGAUGCUGGCCCGGCUGCUAAAGAGCUCCCACCCAGAGGAUCUGCGAGCAGCCAACAAGCUUAUCAAGGAGAUGGUCCAAGAGGACCAGAAGCGGAUGGAGAAGAUCUCCAAGCGGGUCAGUGCUAUCGAAGAGGUGAAUAACAAUGUGAGGCUGCUGACUGAGAUGGUGACCAGCUACAGCCAGGGCGAGACUUCAGUGGGCAAUGAUGAGCUCAUGAAGGAGCUGUACCAGCGCUGUGAACGGAUGAGGCCCAUGCUGUUCCGUCUGGCCAGUGACACCGAGGACAAUGACGAGGCCUUGGCGGAGAUCCUGCAGGCCAAUGACAAUCUGACACAGGUGAUCAACCUCUACCAACAACUGGUGAAAGGAGGAGAGGUCAAUGGAGACACAGCCUCUGGCCCCCUUCCAGGUAGCACUUCAGCUCUCCUGGACCUCUCUGGACUGGACAUGCCUCCAGCAGGUUCAGCCAGCCCUGCCCUACCAAGCCUGGCGAGUGGCUUAGCCAGACCAGAGCAGCCCACCUCAGUCUCCCUGCUUGAUGAUGAGCUCAUGUCUCUAGGCCUCAAUGAUCCCACACCCCCAUCAGCCCCAAGCCUGGACAGUGCAGGAUGGAACAGCUUCCAGUCAUCAGAAAGCUCUGAACUCGCCAGUACAGCUCCCCAAACCGAUAGCCAGCCCUUGUCCCAGAUGCCUCCAUCGUCCUCCAGCGGGCUUGAUGACCUGGACCUCCUAGGGAAGACUCUGCUACAACAAUCCCUGCCCCCAGAGUCUCAGCAAGUUCGGUGGGAGAAGCAGCAGCCAGCCCCUCGGCUCACCCUGCGUGACCUCCAGAACAAAAGUAGCACCAGUGCCCCAACACUGCUCCCCAGUGGUUCCUGUGACCCCCUGGCACCUCCACGGCCCCCAGAGCCAGCACAAGAGAUCUCCCUGGCCAACCUCACUGUGCCCCUAGAGUCUAUCCGACCCAGUAGCAUCUUGCCUGUAACUGUCUAUGACCAGCAUGGCUUCCGAGUCCUCUUCCACUUUGCCCGGGACCCUCUGCCUGGCCGGCCUGAUGUGCUGGUUGUGGUGGUUUCCAUGCUGAGCACAGCCCCGAAGCCAAUACGGAACAUUGUCUUUCAGUCUGCUGUCCCCAAGGUGAUGAAAGUAAAACUGCAGCCCCCCUCAGGCACUGAGCUCCCUGCCUUCAACCCCAUUGUCCACCCCACAGCCAUCACUCAAGUCCUGCUGCUCGCCAACCCCCAGAAGGAGAAAGUCCGCCUCCGAUACAAGCUGACCUUCACCAUGGGUGACCAGACCUACAACGAGAUGGGAGGUGUGGACCAGUUCCCCCCACCUGAGUCUUGGGGCAGCCUCUAGAAGCUGGCUGGGAAAGGAAAGGUGGUGUGGGAGGCUCCAAGGAAGCCCGUCCUGCAGGGUGGGGACGGGGGCCCAGCCCAGUCCUCCUUAGGACCUCUACUGCCCCCAUUCUCACCUUCUGCUAGUUAGGACUUCACUUGGAAACCUGUGCUCCCCGACAGGAUGGGGACCAGCUCCCCACUCUAGCCAUACAUGCUGGGGUCUGGUGCUUCUCUCCCCAGUGUUCCUCCCAUACUAGCUCUUCCCCACCUUCCUCUUCCUCCCUUACUGAGCUAAAUCCAGAAGGAGAGGUAGAGGCCAGAGCCUUCCCCUAGUACAAAAGCCUCAUCUCUUAACAGAUCCAUCCCUUAGCCAGGAUCAUCCUGCUUGGUCUGUUGAGAUGCAGGAGGGCGGGGCAGGGAGAGUGGAUGAGUGUUUGUCCCUUCUGGGCUUUGGGAAAGGUUUGGGUGAUCAGGACCCUCAGCACUACUGUAGCAGUCUUGGGAAGGGGCUGGGCUGAGGUACCACGGGAUGACCCUGGAACUGGGUGGGGCCAGAGCCCUGCUCUCUUAUGCCUUAUGGGAAGGACCAGCCAUAAGCCAGGGGUGGCCUUACCAGAGUGGGGAUUGUUCUACAGGACCCAGAGCCCUGGGCGUGCCACUGACGCUGCCGAGCCUCCCCCUCUCCCUUCCCCUUCGGGGGACAGCACCCCCAUAGGAACUGGGUAGAAUUUGGGGGUAUUCACCUCCACCUGUUUGCACUUCUCUGGUGUGGGAUUAGACUUUUUCUUUCCAUUUGAGUCUAUCUCUGGCAACAGUCUGGGUGGAAAGGGUGACUAGGGAAGGAAAUCCCAACAGUCAACUACCUUCCUUCCUCCAGCAUCAUUUGCGGGUGCCCUCAAAUGGGAUGGGGAAGGAAUUGCUGGGCCCAGAUUGUGCCUCAAUGGCAGGUUGGGGACGACUGGUGGUAGGGGUCCUCCCCUUAGACAGUCUUGGGCUUCAAGCAGCUUCUCCCUUACUGGGGUUCUCCAUGUCUCCUCCAUCAUGGGCCCUGCAGGAUCACCACCCUGGGCCCAUGUGUGUCUCAUGUCCACCUGCACUCAGAGGGACAUGCUGCAUUGGGUGUGGUGUAUUUAUGGGAUAAAAUAAAAGAGUUCUUUCCUGGA
This is a messenger RNA of Gracilinanus agilis (Agile Gracile Mouse Opossum), 3045 nucleotides long. It is a transcript of the gene GGA1, whose product is annotated as golgi associated, gamma adaptin ear containing, ARF binding protein 1. Gene Ontology annotation, molecular function: phosphatidylinositol binding; small GTPase binding; ubiquitin binding. Bases 27 to 1901 code for a protein of 624 amino acids. Gene Ontology annotation, biological process: vesicle-mediated transport; intracellular protein transport. The record is from RefSeq and is a predicted model, not a curated record. Lineage: Eukaryota; Metazoa; Chordata; Mammalia; Didelphimorphia; Didelphidae. Gene Ontology annotation, cellular component: trans-Golgi network. The transcript is spliced from 17 exons.